This is a messenger RNA of Octodon degus (degu), 411 nucleotides long. It is a transcript of the gene Il13, whose product is annotated as interleukin 13. Gene Ontology annotation, cellular component: extracellular region. Bases 10 to 411 code for a protein of 133 amino acids. Lineage: Eukaryota; Metazoa; Chordata; Mammalia; Rodentia; Octodontidae. Gene Ontology annotation, molecular function: cytokine receptor binding. Gene Ontology annotation, biological process: immune response. The record is from RefSeq and is a predicted model, not a curated record. The transcript has 4 exons.
UGUGGCCUCAUGGCACUCGGGGUGACUGUGAUCCUUGCUCUUACCUGCCUGGGCGGCCUCACUGCCCCAGUCCCGGGGCCGUCCCCCAUGGUGAUCCUCAAGGACUUCAUCGAGGAGCUGGUCAACAUCACCCAGGACCAGAAGACCCCCCUCUGCAAUGGCACCAUGGUGUGGAGCGUCAACCUGACAGCUGGCAUGUGGUACUGUGCCGCCCACGAGUCUCUGAGCAACGUCUCCAGCUGCAGUGCCCUCCAGAGGACCCAGAAGACCCUGAGCAGCCUCUGCCAGCGCAAGGCCUUGGCCGGGGCUCCCAGCUUGCACAGCCAAGACACCAAGAUCGAAGUAGCCCAGUUCGUGAAGAGACUACUCAAACAUUUAAAGAGCCUUUAUCGCAACGGAAAGUUCAACUGA